AUGUCUUGCAGCGAUGGAAGCACCUGCUGCUGCGCCGCCGUCGACACGAGCACUGGAAUCGCCGACUGCUCAUUGGUGACAGCUGUUGCCGAAAGAGCCUUCGAAAGAUGCGCCGACGUCACCUCCGUCACCUUUGGGGCGAACCUCGAGAGCAUCGGAAACUCCGCCUUCUCAAACUCGGGCCUCCUCGGCGACCUCGACCUGAGCAGCACCAGCCUCGCCACCAUCGCGAUGGCGGCCUUCGCCCAGUGCCAAGGCCUGACUUCCGUCACCUUCGGGUCGAGCAUCGAGAGCAUCGAGAGCAUCGGAGGCUCCGCCUUCUACGACACGGGGCUCAGCGGCACCCUCGACCUGAUCACCGCAACCAGCCUCAACACCAUCGGCAAUGAAGCCUUCAGAGGCACCGACAUCACUUCGGUCAUCUUUGCGUGCGGCGCGAACGUCGCUAUUGGCACCGACGCCUUGGGGCCCGCCACGCGCGUCGAUGCCUCCUCCGAGGAGUGCUAUCCGGGCAUCCCCGGUGGGCUGGCUUGCCCGCCCGGGCACUUCCUCGGCUUUGGCAAGAAGGGCGGGUGCCGGACCACGACGUGCGAGACUGGCCAGUACACCGCCCUCCGGGGCAUCACCACGUUUGACGCGUGCGCGGAAAGGCCCUUGACCACUGUUGCUGCACGCGGGCUUGAGUAUGCCGACCCCCACUCGCGGAGCUGCGUCUCAUCUAACAUUGCCGAGGCUUUCUCCGCCUUCGAGGAGACCAUGAUUCGCCACGCGAAGGACGGAGCGGGCUGCAGCAUCACCACCUGUACCGCUGCUCUCGGCGAGGCAGCAUACGGCGGCCGCUGCUCCGGCGACCGCUGCUCCAUUCCCAGCGCCGUGUCUCCGCCUCUCCCCAUCAACGUCGGCGCGAUUAACGGCUGCUCCGGCUGCAUCGAUUGGCAACACCAACCUGUGGUCAGCUACAACUACCAACCAACCUCUGAAAUGGUGCCACAACUGGCGACGGACGCUUGCGUCCUAGGACCUAGCCGCUACACGUAG
Molecule: messenger RNA, 1038 nt
Organism: Emiliania huxleyi CCMP1516
Lineage: Eukaryota; Haptophyta; Isochrysidales; Noelaerhabdaceae
Exons: 8
Coding region: 1-1038 (345 amino acids)
Source: RefSeq, a predicted model, not a curated record